AUGAGCUCAAACGACAGCUCAGGGAACACCAUCAACGGGGUUUCAAACCACGACAAGAUUGAUUACGGUAGCACAAAAUACAGCCAAGUAUUGGUUGAUGUCAAGACCGCAUUCGGUCAUGGAGAUGCCGAGAAAUCGCGGCUGCUACAUCAGCUCAAGACGGAAAUGGGAGGCCACACACACGCUAAAGAGAACCAUAUGAUUGGUGGGGAACACAUUAAGAGUGCUGUAUAUGGAGGACUAGAUGGUAUCAUUACUACAUUUGCAACAGUAACAUCCGUGGCUGGCUCGGGACUUCCACAUUCCGUCAUUCUCAUUAUCGGUUUGGCUCAUUUAGUAGCUGAUGGACUAAGUAUGGGACUUGGGGACAUGCUCAGUAGCCAGGCAGAAACUGAUCUAGCCAACCACGAACGUUCUAGAGAAGUCUGGGAGUUUGAAAACUUUCCAGAAGGAGAAAUUGAAGAGAUGAUUGAACUUUAUGAGAAAAAAGGCGUCUCAACAGAGGACGCGCUGCUCGUCGUACACACACUGGCCAAGUACAAGGAAGCAUUCAUUGACAUUAUGAUGGUCGAGGAGCUCAACAUCAUGCCCGUGGAAGAUGACGACUCACCUCUCACUGGCGGUAUCAUCACGUUUCUCUCGUUCAUGCUCUGUGGCGUUAUACCGCUGCUCUCGUACCUUGUCAACUUGUUUCCAGGCAUUAAUAUGAGUCAGCAUACGACGCUGUAUCUUUCCUGCUUCCUUACAGUCGUCACGCUGUUUUUGUUGGGUGCUGUGAAGGGCAAAUUCGUCGGGCAAAAGAUGUGGAGGGCUGGUGGCUCCAUGGCGAUUAACGGCACAAUUGCGGCCGCAUGUGGUUGGGUUAUUGGCUACUUAUUACAGCUCACAGGCGUUCAGAAUAUUGGGUAG
Peronospora farinosa is the source of this 909-nucleotide messenger RNA. Lineage: Eukaryota; Oomycota; Peronosporomycetes; Peronosporales; Peronosporaceae. The record is from the annotation of a GenBank genome assembly.